AUUUUUAGUCAUAUGAUAUGACUGCAUUCCUCCCUCAGCUGAUUUUUUUACUUCCUGUUUCUGAUGCUGGCAGUAGUUUGUUAUAAGAGUAAGAACAACAAAGUAACAACGUAUUGACACUAAAGCUGCAAUAAAUCGAGUAGAUCCACUUUUCUGGCAGAAUUAUUGGCUGAAUGUUCUGGUUCUACAACGUCUGAAACACUGUGAAGUCCCUAUCUUUUCAUCUGGUGCAAAAACAGCUGAUCAUUUGUCUGAGAGGAGUUGCAGGUAAAUUAUUGUUUCUUUUAGAGUUGAUCUAGCUUGCUGAACAUUGCCUUCAUGAAUACUUCAGACAGUGAAGAAGAGCUUUGCAAUGAAAGAACUUCGCUGAUGACUGGGAGUCCCCCUAUAUCUUCAUACCAUGUUGAGACUGGACUACCAAGCUCGGUGGAUACACAGACCAAAAGGCGUCGUCCAGUCACAAACCAGAGUAAUAACGGGGAAACACACCAUGAGGGUGUAUCUACAGAGCGGGACUCCACUGCAGACAGUGAGGAUGAGGAGCUGUCCCUCAAAUACGGGGCCAAACACGUCAUCAUGCUGUUUGUCCCCGUCACUCUAUGCAUGAUCGUGGUCAUCGCUACUAUUAAGUCAGUCAGCUUCUACACUGAGAAGGGUGGACAAUUGAUUUAUACUCCUUUUACAGAAGACACAACGUCUGUGGGACAACGGCUUCUCAAUUCAGUUUUAAAUACACUGAUAAUGAUCAGUGUCAUUGUUGUUAUGACCAUAUUUCUUGUUGUGCUUUACAAGUACCGCUGUUACAAGUUUAUCCAUGGAUGGCUGAUCCUCUCCUCCUUAAUGCUCCUUUUCUGGUUUAGCUUUUUAUACCUAGGAGAAGUGUUCAAGACCUACAAUGUGGCGAUGGAUUACCCAACCCUGGCUCUUGUCAUCUGGAAUUUCGGGGCAGUGGGGAUGGUCUGUAUUCACUGGAAGGGCCCCCUGCAGCUUCAGCAGGCCUAUCUCAUCGUGAUCAGUGCGCUGAUGGCCUUGGUCUUCAUCAAAUACUUACCUGAAUGGUCUGCGUGGGUCAUUCUGGGAGCCAUCUCUGUUUAUGAUUUGAUAGCAGUGCUCUGUCCGAAGGGCCCUCUGAGAAUGCUGGUUGAAACAGCUCAGGAGAGAAACGAGCCAAUAUUUCCAGCUUUGAUUUACUCCUCUGCAAUGAUCUGGAUGGUUGGGAUGACAGAACAAUCAGCUGUGCAGCAGCCUUCCCACCAGGAAAGGAACUCAGAUGAAGAAGUAGGCCAGAGUCACCAUGACAACACAGAAGACAACAGAAACGUGGUGGUGCCAGAGACUGAGGUGCAUGGAGCACAAAGCAGAACAUCAUCAGCAGAGGAGCUGGAGGAAGAAAGAGGGAUCAAGCUUGGACUGGGGGACUUUAUAUUCUACAGUGUCUUAGUGGGGAAAGCAUCAGCCACAGCCAGCGGAGAUUGGAAUACAACACUGGCCUGCUUUGUGGCUAUUUUAAUAGGCCUGUGUCUUACCCUGCUAUUGCUGGCUAUCUUCAAGAAGGCAUUGCCUGCCCUGCCCAUCUCCAUCACCUUUGGACUUGUCUUCUAUUUCUCCACUGACAACCUUGUCCGGCCAUUCAUGGACAACCUUGCCACACACCAGUUUUAUAUUUAGUUUUGAAAUCUUUUACUUGGGGAGAGGACGGCUGCUUGAAAACUAGAUACCAAAAUCCAGUCCAGAGUCAGCCUAUUUGGUAUCAUCAUUGUGCCAUGUAGCGUUUUGUUUGUGGAAAACACAUAAUAAUUGUAAUAUAUAUAUAUAUAUAUAUAUAAUCAUUUUGAACUGCAUGUUACUUUUAGAUAUAAAGAUGUAUAGAUGAAAGUAUAUAUAUUUUUAACAUAUGUCAGCUUGCACUUUUGGAGGCAGAUUUGCUAAAUGGCUUAUUACCCCUGGCAUUGAAUGCAGAUCCUAACUGGACAAUUCUUAUUUAAAUGGAAGAGUGCAGGCAUUCAAGCUGCAGUGUCCCACAAUCAUGUAUAGUUGGGUAUCCACAAUAGUUAGUAAAUCUGGCACAUUUAUCUCAGUUUGAGAUACAGGCCCCAUAACUGUAAACUGAAAUUAACCAUAUACCAUAACCUACUUGGUGGCUGUAUUUACCAGGGGUGUGCAGUUACUCAGACUCAAAUAACACAAUAAUAUUGUUCCCUAGUGGCUCACCAUAUGGUAUGACGUGGUGGUUCACGUUCUGGCUGUGCCAAGCUGCUGUUCUUACCCAGGGAUCCCAUGGGCAACAUUGCUCUUGCAGGAUAAGGAGACAACAUUUAUAGUGACUGUUUCUCCUUAUUGCUCUUGAGUGGACACCAGCAGAGCUGGCUUUUGUCCACCAAAGCUGACAACUGCAUUUGAGAUCCUUGAUGUAAAGAGUAAUUUGGCUUUGUAGUGGAAUCGGAGGAAACCUACUGACCUUCAGUUCUCCUGAGCUGUGGUGAGGGAACAUAACUGUACAUUCUAAAUUAGGGAGGAAAAAGGGGGGAAAAUAAUGGGGCACUCGUAAAGUGAAUAAACAAAUAUGCUUUUGGCUUAUGUGUAGUCCAUGUUUCUAGCAGUUAUUCAGAUUUUCUGAGUAAUUACUACCUUUAACUGGUUUUAAAUUAGAAGAUAUUAAUUAAAAUGGAAAGUAACUUGCUUAAAAUGAAUUAAUUGCACAAAAAAUAAAUCUAAUCUAAUAUUUUGAAGGUGUUUUGUUUAGACUGAAUAUUUGCUAAAUUAAAUAUAUACCGUUUGUGUGAACUAGGUAAGAAUAAUACCACUGCUUACAAGUGCUAUAAAACAAAACAAAAAUAAUUAUUAAUUUGAUUAUUAGGGCUGUUUUUUACAGACCCUGGUUAUAGUACUGAUCUUGGAAUGUCUUACCUAAAGUAACAUUAGGUAGUGCUAACACUUCUAGAUAUCAGCAUCAUGCACAUAUGUAUUAUUUAAUUCUCUAGGUCAAGUUUGAUUGUGGGUGUCACACAAGAAACAUACUCUUUCCUGACAUUUUUUUUUUAAAAUCUGCCCCUGGCAUGGAUCUCAGAAACCAUCUGAGGUAGGGACUUAAUGGUUGCAGGGUUAUAUAUAAACCAUUCAUGCUAAAUGUGUGUCAGUCCAUGAAAUGUAUCUGACCUAAAUACACUUUGCAUUAUUGUCUUAAUGCUUGGUACACAGCUGUAUCCUUUGACUUUCUUACUUCAGUUGUUACUGGUGUCCAGUAAAAAUUAAUCCUUUCAUUGCCACAUUGCUUUAAACCUUGGCUAUAUCAACAAUACAGACCACAUGCUUUUACAUAGGGUGUUCGUAGUCUGUUAUGAUUCUCAAUAAACUUCCAUUACAUGUGGUGUCCAGUGAA
Acipenser ruthenus (sterlet) is the source of this 3379-nucleotide messenger RNA. RefSeq names its product presenilin-2-like. The record is from RefSeq and is a predicted model, not a curated record. The coding region runs from base 319 to 1668 and encodes 449 amino acids. Gene Ontology annotation, molecular function: aspartic endopeptidase activity, intramembrane cleaving. Gene Ontology annotation, cellular component: dendritic shaft; growth cone; cell surface. Lineage: Eukaryota; Metazoa; Chordata; Actinopteri; Acipenseriformes; Acipenseridae. Gene Ontology annotation, biological process: calcium ion transport; protein processing; membrane protein ectodomain proteolysis. The transcript is spliced from 12 exons.